This is a messenger RNA of Lampris incognitus (smalleye Pacific opah), 1861 nucleotides long. It is a transcript of the gene enoph1, whose product is annotated as enolase-phosphatase 1. Lineage: Eukaryota; Metazoa; Chordata; Actinopteri; Lampriformes; Lampridae. The record is from RefSeq and is a predicted model, not a curated record. The coding region runs from base 407 to 1192 and encodes 261 amino acids. The transcript has 6 exons. Gene Ontology annotation, molecular function: acireductone synthase activity; magnesium ion binding.
GACAGCCAUCAGAAACUGCCGAAUCUCGUUCGUACCGCCGCGCGCAUCGGCAGUCGCAUGACUUCCGAUGACGGAAACAUUGUGUCGUACGUUUUGUUAAAAAAACAAAAACGUAUCGCGUCACCGAUAACCGACUUCUUCGUUUUACGGGAGGGAGGGGCAGAGCGGCGGCGAGGCGCGCCCCAAUACCCAGCGGCCAGCCCGUCCGGACAUGUGCGCUCUCCAGCGGGGUGUAAAGGCUACGUUAGCGGCCGUCGCUGUCAGCGUUUUAAGCGAAAAUAGCCGUUAGCAAGGCAGCUAACCAGCACACGUUCUACCCAGCGUUACACCGCCACCCACACCCCCACCCAAAGGGCUAGCGUUGGAGCGCCGUCAGACCCCCGGGCUGUCCGUCAGACGCCUAAAAAUGGCCGCCGUCGCGGUUCCUGCGAGUACCGGCGCUCUCUUACUAGACAUCGAGGGGACGACCACGCCGAUCACCUUCGUGAAGGAUAUCUUAUUUCCGUAUAUAAGGGAGCAUCUUGAGGAUUACCUGUCCACCCACUGGGAAGAAGACGAGUGCAAACAAGAUGUUCAUCUUCUAAAGAAACAGGUUGAGGAGGACAUCAAGCAAAACCGAGCAUGUCCUGUUCAUCCAUUGGAUCAGACGGUUCACACAGAUGAGGAGAAGGCAAUAAGGGAGGUGGUGGAUACUGUACUGUGGCAGAUGGCUGCCGACAGGAAGACGACAGCUCUCAAACAGCUCCAAGGCCACAUGUGGAGGGCAGCUUAUGCUACAGGGAGAAUCAAAGGCGAGAUCUACCAGGAUGUAGUUCCAGCCAUCAAAAGAUGGAGACGACACGGCCUGAAAGUCUACAUCUACUCUUCUGGAAGCGUGGAGGCACAGAAACUUCUUUUCGGAUAUUCUGUUGAAGGAGAUGUUUUAGAUUUAUUUGAUGGCCACUUUGACACCAAUAUAGGAGCUAAGGUUGAGGGCAAGAGCUACGAGAGGAUUGCGGAGAGGAUCGGCUGUCAACCUGAGGAAAUCACCUUCUUGACAGACGUCACAAGAGAGGCUAAAGCAGCAGAAGACGCUGGAGUCAAUGUGGUGGUCGUGGUGAGGCCCGGGAACGUGGAACUGACCGAGGAGGAGAGGACCCACUACAACCUCAUUACGUCCUUUAGCCAACUGGAAGUGAUGGGACACGCCUAACUCUGAGAACGGGAGGAGGAGAAGGAUAACCUGUUCUCUGGCCUAGUUUAACAUUGACCUCUCCCACCUUCUCUUUGCUCCCCCCCCUUUUCCAGCUCCGAUGUUGAUGGUCCUCCCGAGUGGAUUGAUUGUUCUUGGCAAAUGGACAGGUGAAGGCAAUAUGAAGUAUAAAGCUGCAGACGGCUUACGGUCCAGCUGAUUAGGAUCCAGUCUGUAUGACGGAAUUUUCUAGAUAUCAAACAUGAAGGAAACACGGCGUGACCCCCGCAAAGUCCUUUACCUUUGAACACUGAAUGCCACCUCUGUACCACGUGUUAUGAUUUAGAAACCAAGAAUUGUGUACAUUUGUAUUUUGGGUUAUCGUCUGUUUUGUAAAACUACAUUUUCUCCCUGACGAAGUAAGUUUUUCUACUGUUCAUUCGAGCGCUCGAAAUUUCUUCAGCAAACGCAGUUUUCAAAUACCGUUCGGGGAAACUGCGUCACGGACACUGCAGAAUAGAUGCAUUUAGCACUAAUGCUGCUAGAAAUAGAAUAUUCUAAUUUAAAAGUGGUUUGGAAACUUGUAACUUUCACCCUGUAGGUGAAUGCUGUUUAACUGUGCUUGUCUAGAUGUAACCCUUUACAAAUUGGAAGUCACCAGAGAAUUGCCAAAUAAAAAAAAAAAAGUAC